Messenger RNA from Mollisia scopiformis, 586 nucleotides. RefSeq lists its product as uncharacterized. NCBI's taxonomy places the organism in Eukaryota, Fungi, Ascomycota, Leotiomycetes, Helotiales, Mollisiaceae. Bases 111 to 287 code for a protein of 58 amino acids. The record is from RefSeq and is a predicted model, not a curated record. Gene Ontology annotation, cellular component: oligosaccharyltransferase complex. The transcript has a single exon.
GCUUCUCUAAGAGCACCGCGCAUCCUCGAAGCACCCAUUACGUGGCUUCUCAGAGCUUCCCAAGAGCAUACUCCCUUCACUUCCAGUUGUGCAGAUUUUCCGCAGACAAGAUGAUAUCCGACGACGAACUCUACCGACUAGCAAUCUUCCUCGGCUCAAUUGCUAUGCUCCUCAUUAUUCUCUACCACUUCCUCGAGAUCAACUCUGUUGAAGAGCCAGCGACGGACAGCAAGGGCAAGGUCACUACAGGUCAAGCAGAAGUCAAAGCAGCAUCAAUAGGCAGAUGAGGGAUGGUAGACAAGGUGGAGGUGACAUUGUAAGACGAGAAGAAGGUCGCGGUGAUUCGAGGAGGCACAUUUGCGACAUCGACGGAUCUCUGUGUUGGCAUUAUCGGCGUUUACGGGACUGGACAUCAUGGGAUGUAUAAGAGAGCACCAUUUGGUUGCUGGCAAAAGUUGCAAUCGAUAUUGGUGCGGAGAUCUGGACUUUGCUCGUACUCAACGGAGUGAAGUUCUCCUUGAAACUGUAUACUACCAGAAUUGAAGGCAAUUUACCUGAAAGACAAUUGAUUACGGAUUCGAACAAA